AUUAUGAAUAUAUGUGUGAUUACAUAGGUCCUAGUGUUAUCAGUUAAUAUAGUUGUUCUACUUUUAUGGCCCACCCCCUGCCUUUCUGACGUUCACACAUAUUGGUCUCACAAGGCAGGAUGGGUUUGUAAGACCAAGACGUGUGUGUCCAACAGCGACACCACAGGCUGCAAGAGGCAUUGCAAGUUAUACACAUUUCCGCGAAAAUAUACACAAUGACGCGCCAAUUUUACACACAAGGCGGGAACUUCGGCGGGCUUGCAGUGUGGACCAGCCGGGACCAGCGAGUGGGAUGAACUUCGAAAAUGAGGCGAGGCAGACUAGACCCCAUUUGUGAUGCACAACAUCACAUAAGACUGAAGAAGGAGAAAGCGUUGUGUGUCUGGAGAUACAUCGGCCCCAUCAAAGGAAGAGGUGUGUUUGCAUUGGAGCCAAUUCGUAAAGGCUCAUUCAUUUUGGAGUACAGAGGAGUUUUGAAGAAGACUGAGAAAACUGCAGCAUGGAAUGAGUAUACAUACAUCUUCAAACAUAAAGGAACGGAAUAUUGCAUUGAUGCUUCAAGUGAAGAUGGGACACUUGGCAGACUCGUAAAUGAUGCUGAAAAGCCGAAUGCGAAAAUGAAAAAAAUAGAGGUGGAUGGUGUACCCAGUCUGUGUUUGUUUGCCAUCGUUGACAUUGAGGAAGGGCAAGAAAUAACCUAUGACUACGGAGGAGAAAACCUGCCAUGGCGUUCUUGCCAAAGGCAUCAAAUAUCCAAGCCUAUGGCUCCAACUACAGUCAAGAAAACUGUUCUCCACACAACAGUCGUCUCUCCAUCUACAGGCCACACACCAUUCCUCUCCUCCACAGUGCUCCCUGAAGAGCAGCAAGCCAAGAGGCCAGGCAGUUGCAAUGAUGCUUUUGAAGAACAGAGGGGAAGGAAGAGAAGAAAGCAAGAGAAUUCAGGAGGAAUGAGGAAGAGAGAUAAGGAUUGCAAGACACAUCGUGUUAUGAAAGAGAACUUGGGCUCAUUUGAAAAAUGCUCACUAUGCCGUGGGCCAUUUUCUUCAUUGAAGUGGUGGGGGCUAAGAUGUGAAGUUUGCACCACUGUCUGGCAUACAUACUGCUUUCACUCCAAAGACAAAAGACAAAAGACUUUGCCUAUGGCUCCAACUACAGUCAAGAAAACUGUUCUCCACACAACAGUGGUCUCUCCAUCUACAGGCCACACAACAGUCGUCUCUCCAUCUACAAGUCACACACCAUUCCUCUCCUCCACGGUGCUCCCUGAAGAGAAUGAAAGUGACUUCAGUGAAGAGGAGGCAUCAGAUGAUGUAUGUGAUCCAGACUACGUUCCAGGCUCAGAAAGUGACACAGAAGAUGAGGAACCAAUAAACAGCUUGGCGAACUCAACAUUCCAGGUUGCUGAAGAAUCACUAAUGGAUACCUCUAUGAACUGUAAUGUCACAGAUGACACCCUUGACACUGGACAAUAUUGCACCAACACAGUACCUUCAACCAGCGUUGUAAGAGCAGGACAAAAUUUCUGCUUCAUUUGCAAGGAUUUUCAUUUCAAAAUAGCGCGGCAUUUCAAAACUCACAUAAAAGAGAAUUCUGAUAUAGCAUAUGCACUUAGUCUCCCAGCAGGCUCAGCAACUAGGAAGAACCUCCUAGAGAAUCUUCGCAACAGGGGAAACUUCGAGUAUAACAGAGAUGUGCUGAAAAAAGGAAGUGGUCAGCUUAAAGUGAAGCGCAGAGCAAAGAAGGUUGAAUGUAAAAAAUAUGAAUAUUGUAUCCAUUGUAAGGGUAUGUUUUUGCGACCAGAGCUAUGGAGACAUAUGAAAAGGUGCUCCUCCAAACCAGAGGAAGAGGAUCGUCAAGGAAGAAAAAGGGUGCUUGGCCUAGCAUCUGCAAUCCAGUCAGAAUGUUCAAGCCCAGUUAAUGAUGGGGUGCUUAAAAUGUUAAGCCGUAUGCAUGACGAUGACAUUGCAAGUGUUAUUCGUAAUGACUUCUGCCUUCUUCGGUAUGCUGACACCCUUUUCAGAAAACAUGGACAUGACCCUUCAAAACAUGACUACAUCCGCCAAAAAAUCCGUCAGCUGGGAAGAUUCCUGCAAACCAUCCGCAAAAGGUCUUCAAUCCUAACCUUAGAGGAUGCCAUAAAACCAGGAAAUUUCAUGGAAGUAAUUGAAGCAGUGAAAGAAACAGCAGGAUUUGAUAGAGAAAAGAACUGUUACAAAACUCCAAGCCUUGCACUUAAAAUUGGACACUCACUGUUGAAAGUGAGUGACAUCAUUCAUUGUCAUGCUCUUAUGGCUGGAGAUGACAACUUGAUUAAAUCCUCAAAAGCUUUUCAGAAGCUUUAUACUGCAAAGUGGUCGGAGUACAUAUCCCACUGUGCCUUAAGCACCAUUAGUGACUUGAAAUAUAACAAACCAGCCAAAUUACCGCUCACUGAUGAUGUGACAAAAUUGAACAAGCAUCUUGACAAAACUGCUGAAUCAGCAACUGCUGCAUUGAAGGAGGAGACAACAGUGCAGAACUAUUCCAGCCUUGCAAAAGCUGCACUGACCAAGAUUGUCCUCUUCAAUAGAAGACGUGUUGGGGAGGUCUCAAAGAUAAAACUGAGGAAUUUUCUGGAAAGAAACAAAGAAACAAACACCCUUGAUGAAUUGGGGCUGUCAGAGUAUGAAAAGAAACUCUGCAACUAUUUUGAGCGUGUUGAACUGAAAGGAAAAAGGGAGCGAAAGGUAGCAGUGCUGCUGACACCUGAGAUGGUAAAUGCACUCAACAUUAUGAUUGAGAAGAGGAAGGAAUGUGGUGUCCCAGACCAAAAUGAAUACUUGUUUGCUGUACCAAAUUGUCUGACUUACUACAGAGGACAUCAGUGUCUCCGACAGCUCGCGGAUGAGUGUGGUGCCAAGAGGCCAGAGUACCUACGAUCAACUCAACUGCGCAAAGACAUAGCGACCACAUCACAAAUCCUGAACUUGAAGAGCAACGAACUAGAUCAGCUUGCUGAUUUUAUGGGGCACGAUAUAUCAGUACAUAGACAGUUCUACCGUCUGUCAGAGCCUACCAUACAGAGUGCAAAAAUUUCCAAGUUGCUCCUUGCACUGGAAAAGGGAAGGAUGCGUGAGCUUAAAGGAAAAUCUCUUGACGAAAUUGAAGAUUUCACAGAUGAUGAUGAUGAAGAUGAGAGUGAGGAGGAACAAACCAGCAACGAGGUAGAUUGUCCUCAUGAACUGAACGACAUGGACACUCCUGAAGCAGAGAGACUCCUUCCUGUACAUAAUGGUAUGAUCAAGUUGAAUUUUAAUAUGCAUCAUGUUUAUAAUAUCCAGUGCGUAACCUUCGGGAGUUUCUAGGCCUAUAGAGAAAGUCAAUAUUCAUCAGAUCAACAUGCAAGGACAGAGAGGGACAAACACAGA
This is a messenger RNA of Sander lucioperca (pikeperch), 3410 nucleotides long. RefSeq lists its product as uncharacterized. NCBI's taxonomy places the organism in Eukaryota, Metazoa, Chordata, Actinopteri, Perciformes, Percidae. Gene Ontology annotation, biological process: DNA recombination; DNA integration. The transcript is spliced from 14 exons. The coding region runs from base 306 to 3347 and encodes 1013 amino acids. Gene Ontology annotation, molecular function: DNA binding; protein binding. The record is from RefSeq and is a predicted model, not a curated record.